Molecule: messenger RNA, 1303 nt
Organism: Exaiptasia diaphana
Lineage: Eukaryota; Metazoa; Cnidaria; Anthozoa; Actiniaria; Aiptasiidae
Product: EARP and GARP complex-interacting protein 1
Exons: 10
Coding region: 1-1167 (388 amino acids)
Biological process (GO): protein ubiquitination
Molecular function (GO): protein binding
Source: RefSeq, a predicted model, not a curated record
AUGGAGGACGAUUCGCCAGUGAUCUAUGGCUUGGAGUUUAACGCAAGAGCCCUUUGUCCUCAACAUGCUGAAUCAGAUGUUAUCAGAUUUUUAGUUGGAUCUCAAUCCCUAAAAUUUGAAAAUCAGGUCCAUUUAAUAGAUUUYGAUGAUGAAAGUAAUAUCAUCAAUAAAAAUGUAUUCCUACAUUCUGUUGGUGAAAUCUGGUCAAUAAACUCAAGUCCAUUAGACAAAAAUAUCAUAUCAACCUGCUAUAACAAGGUAAAUGAUAACAAAGCUGAAGUUAAGGCUGCUAUAUGGAGGAUUCCACCAGUUGAUGAGACUGAGCCUCCUCCACCAGACUCACCAGGAUUAAGCCAUUCACCYAGUGGUGGAUAUGCAAGAUCAUUACAACUUGUAUGUGAACUUGACAACCAACAUGAAAAUWUAAAGAGUAUCCUUUGGAAUCCUUCUGGCAAUGGCUCCCAGGUCAUUUCUGUCUCUGAGCAGCAUUUAAAUCUUUGGGACAUCAACACUUCAACAUCUAUUCUAGAGUCUGUUGAUUCAGCAAAUCUGGUAGGAAAAGGACAACCUAAGUUCACAACAGGACGAUGGAAUCCACAUCAUGGAGGAUCACAAUUAGCAACAACAAAUGACACAACGAUUAGGGGCUGGGACUCGAGGACACUAAGGCAGGUGUAUGCCAUUGAGAAUGCACACGGUCAACUAGUGAGAGAUCUUGACUUCAAUCCUAACAAGCAGUAUCAUUUAGUUAGCUGUGGUGAUGAUUGUAAGAUCAAAUUCUGGGACACACGAAAUAUAGAAGAACCAUUGAUGGUUAUUUCACAACAUUCGCAUUGGGUUUGGAGUAUACGAUAUAAUCAUUUCCACGAUCAGCUUCUUCUGUCUUCAAGCAGUGACAGUAGAGUCAUUCUCCAUAACAUCAUYUCACUGUCAUCUGAACCCUAUGGGCACCUUGAUGAUGAAGAUGAUGAUGAUGACAAACUAGAAAAAAUAUCUCAAGAACCUGCAACAGAUGGAGUGAUAGCAACAUUUGAUGAACACGAAGACAGUGUAUAUGCAUCGGAAUGGUCAACCGCUGACCCUUGGGUCUUUGCGUCACUUUCUUAUGAUGGCAGACUUGUAAUAAAUCGAGUUCCUAGAGCAGAAAAAUAUAAAAUAUUGUUGUAGUUUUUAAACCAAUUUAACUGUAAAUAUAAUUAAAAAAACAUUUAAUAAAAGUGGUGGAUUUUUAGUUGGACUAGAAAACWUUUUAAGUUGCAUGGUAUUUUUGGAGAGAGGAACGAGCGACACUUGCUGGGAUGCC